Molecule: messenger RNA, 663 nt
Organism: Spodoptera exigua (beet armyworm)
Lineage: Eukaryota; Metazoa; Arthropoda; Insecta; Lepidoptera; Noctuidae
Source: the annotation of a GenBank genome assembly
AUGCGCAAGGGAAAAGAAAGCGUGGCCGUCCACGGAAAACCUGGCGCCGCACCGUACUGGCAGAAGGGACGAGCAUCGGUUUUCAUAACAAAAAUUUUGGCAAAGGAUAUCUCAUCUCAGAUAUUUUUACCUCCAUCAAAUGAACUAGUUUACAACGUCCAUAUUCCUAGAAGACUAGUAAAUAAACCAAUUGACGAACCAGCUGGCGGUGCAGCAAUACCUCCAAUACAAACAGGUAUUAAAAAUAAAACAGAAAAUGAACUGAAUACAAAUAAAACCAAGGGAGAAAAAGAAGAUAUGGAAGCCCAAAAUUCAGGAGCUGUUAUAUCUUAUCCACUUUAUGGAUCUUACCAAGUUACUGAGAAUGUUAUAGAUAUUCCAGAUAACAGGACAAAAGCAGGACCUAUAGACCCUUAUUAUACUAUUAGGCCUGAAUUAAAUAUAGCAAAUACAACAGACGCAGCUACUACCACAGAAGCAGUUAAAGUUAAACGAAAGAAGAAUCGAGUUAGCAUACAUAUCGAUGCUGAGUAUGAAAGGGAAGAAAUAAAAGAAAACAAAGUUGUCGGGUUUCUAAAAGGCGUAAAGGCAUGUUUCCAAAAUUUCCAAAAAGGCAUUAUUGAUGGUUUCUACAGGUUUUUCCAUAGAAAUGAGAUGUUUUAG